AGCCUAAGUAUACGAAGAGCGCAGCAAUAAAUGAGCAGUCAUCGGACCCUAUUCAAAGUGGGUCAAGACUUAAUUGAGCAUCAUGAUGGCGAGUACCAAAGAUUUUUUGCCGGCGGCAUAUACCGGACGUGCUCUUCCCUUCAAGCCAUCGAAAUACCAGGUGACAGUUGCACGUUGCAUUCAGUACCGGGGAUGUCUUUCAUCCAGCCGGAACCGUCAAGUGAUCUCCAGAAUAUCCCUUCACGGAACGCCCUAGCGCGUUCAACGACCCUUGCAAAGAGGCAGAGACGUCGCAGCGAGGCUUCGACCGCUCCCUUGACUUCUUCAACGAAUAUACCCAGUCCUGAUAGCUUUGAUACCAGUGGACCGCUCUACGCGACGGAUGGCGCGUCACAAUCCAAGAUCCUUCAACCAAUACGUGAAAGGACUACGUCUGCUUGUCAAAAUGCUAUACCGCCUCUCUCCUUCCAUAUAUCUUCCCAGCAAGAUCCUGUGUUUAUCGCCUUUUCGUCGUCCCUCUCUAUGAACACCAAACUAGCCAAUACUUGCAUUACGAUGUCGCUCUGUGGCCAAGUCUUUACCUACAACUUGCAAUGCCUGGAGUCUGAUCCAAGGGAAAUCAUCGAGCUGCUGAAAGUUACCGCUAGCGACAAGGGCAACUGGGUACUUGUCGGUGCCUACUACCGACGUAUGGGGAACCCGGUAGCGGCUAUUACAGUGAUGACCACCAUGUUAGAAGAAAUGUCCAAAAAUCAGGUUCCCGACGCCGAUCUCAAGCCUGCAUUCCUCUUCCUUGCCAGCUGCGAACUUGAACUCAGGAAACGGAUAAAACAAGAGGAUGCCGUUAGUGCUGCUCAACAUUCUCAGAACGCCCAGAAGUGGCUGCAGAAGGUGUAUGGCACCUCCUCAGACACCAGCGAUGAGAUGGUAGAAUCGGGCAAGCCGCCCGUACCCGUUGCACGCCAAGCAGUAUCUCAGUCCCAAUCGAAGCCACUUUCUCUACCGAAGAAUAUGAAGAACAAAUCUUAUAAUAAUUCCCUGUCCGAUCCUCGCCAACACGCGAAAUUGCCUCCGAGACCACCAGGCCCUCAUCAGAAAAUCUUGGAACGAGAAAUCGACUCUCUCAGAGACCGGCAGGCCAUGCAGGCCAGUAUUCUUUCCGAAGUUCGCUCCUGUAAGCGACAAUUGGAAGAUGAUAUCAUCUAUGAGCGGGACACUCGACGGCGUAUGGAACGAGAGCUUGAUGCCCUUCGAAGGGAAAGGGAUUCAGCAAGACGGAUCCGAAGCGAAACAGACGCUCGACGAAGAAUGGAAGAGAUCGUGGACAGGGAGAGGCAGCUGAGGAGGGAAACUGAAGGAAGGUUAUACAUCUCAGGGCACAGCAACUCGAAUCUUGCCCUGGACGGAUAACGGGUGUAAGUAUAUCUGUCCAUUUCACUUUUGCAUUUUUAUAGACUUCACGAUUCGAACUUUGCAUAACAAGCAUUUAAUCAGUACUGUAGCAUUCUGUAGAGCAUUGACACCAAUCCUGUAUACGCACUUGUAACUUGUACCACUGAUUGCCGAAAAUACC
This is a messenger RNA of Desarmillaria tabescens, 1573 nucleotides long. RefSeq lists its product as uncharacterized. The transcript has 4 exons. Bases 31 to 1410 code for a protein of 459 amino acids. The record is from RefSeq and is a predicted model, not a curated record. Lineage: Eukaryota; Fungi; Basidiomycota; Agaricomycetes; Agaricales; Physalacriaceae.